Molecule: messenger RNA, 20111 nt
Organism: Homo sapiens (human)
Lineage: Eukaryota; Metazoa; Chordata; Mammalia; Primates; Hominidae
Gene: ZHX2
Product: zinc fingers and homeoboxes 2
Exons: 4
Coding region: 16325-18838 (837 amino acids)
Biological process (GO): retinal bipolar neuron differentiation; negative regulation of transcription by RNA polymerase II
Cellular component (GO): nucleus
Molecular function (GO): DNA binding
Source: RefSeq, a predicted model, not a curated record
GUCGGGAAGAGAAAGGCGAUCAGGGUGGCAAGAAUGGAGAAGGAUUUGAACAGGUAAGAAAGAAUUGCAGAGGUUGGGUUGUGAUUUGAGAAUAAAAAGGCCUGGACAUAAGGAACUUCUCAUUUCUUCAGUUGUCAGCAAUAAUUGCUUAAGUCAGUUAAAAUUGUAAAGUUGAAUGUUUCAUUUGCGGGCCAUUUGGACCCAUUAUUUAAUUCGUAUUGUGGCCAGACUGAAUUGCGAAAAAGACACAGCACUUAGGGCAGAUAUCUUGCCUGAGGCCUAAGGUUUUUAGGGUUUUUUUUUAUGAGGCAGCCUAGAGGGCUGUCCUUUGGAGUGGAAGACUGGGAAUUUCCCACAACAGAGGGUAGGCUGAGAGAACAAGGAAGAGGAGAACAUCCUGGACAGCAAGAGGGGGACAAUAAAAGGAGCAAUUGUCACUGCUGCCAUUUUCGUUCCCAGAACAGGAUCUAAUGGCUUAGAGGCACCCCCCUAAGGCCAGAUGAUCAGCAAGUGCCUGACACACACCGGAACCUUCUUGGACCAACGUUGGAUUUUUGGACCAGAGAAAUCAAGAGAGGCCAUGUGGAUUUUCCCCUGUUAACAGGGCUCCCGGGAAAACUUACCAGUAGGCGAGAUCAGUGACCGAUGUGCAUGCACAGAGAGGCAACUGGAGGCUGAGGAGCUUCCUUUGUCCGGCUGCUGUGGCUUGCUCUCCGGGGUGGAGGGGUAGGUCCACAGGGGAUGCAGACCUGAGCCCCUCCCCGGUUUUGGCACCUGACUUAAGGUUCUUGUAUCGGUUCGAACCCGGAGAGCGCGCGUUCGAACCAACAGACAACACGAGGCGGUGUGGAGCAACAUGCUGUUUUAAUGAGUUCCUGGGUGCAGGCGGGCUGAGGCCUAAAAUGGCAUCAGCACCAAGUGAGGACAGGGCAAAGAUUUUAUAGUCUCCUGUAAACAGGAAGUGUCCUAGUCUGACGUAACUGCUACGUUGUACCUGGAUGGCCUCUUUCUUGAUCUUCACGGGUACGUGUCUUCCAGCCAGGGUAGGUGUCUUCCGGCCGGCUUUCUUCCUGCUUCUGCUAUUUUGCUGGCCCACACUGCUGGCGCAAGGCUUGCGCCUUGGUACUGGGCCUGAGAAGGGAGGAGUUAUUCAUCCCCUUAAGCUUUCAGGCCCCAGGGAGAAUCUUACACUACUGGGCUGCAUUUCCAGACAAUUAGGGCAUUCUAAGGCACAGGAUGAGGUAGGAGGUCCGCACAAGAUACAGGUCAUAAAGACCUUGCAGAUAAAACAGCUUGCAGUAAAUAAGCUGGCCCAAACCCACGAAAAUCAAGAUUUUGACCAGAGUGACCCUCUGGUCAUCCUCACUGCUACACUCCCACCAGCAUCAUGACAGUUUACAAACACCAUGGCAACGUCAGGAAGGUACCCUAUAUGGUCUAAAAAGGGGAGGCAUGAAGAAUCCACCCCUUGUUUAGCAUAUCAUCAAGAAAUAACCAUAAAAAUGGGCAACCCCUAUGGAGUAGCCAUUAUUUUAUUCCUUUACUUUCUUAAUAAACUUGCUUUCACUUUAUGGACUCGCCCUGAAUUCUUUCUUGUGCAGGAUCCAAGAACCCUCUCUUGGGAUCUAGAUCUGGACCCCUUUCCAGUAACUGUAUUACUGACCAUCAAAGGAAACCCCAUCUGAGCAAUGGGUUCCAGACCCCCAUCUCUAAUCGUGAGCCCCAUCCUGGAAGUCACUUGUAAUAAGGAAAGUUAUUCCAUAAGCUGGUCCUGCCACUACCCCUACAGGUUUCAAACACCCACCCUCCUUUCCAAAACCAGACCCAGGUUACUGUGGUCACCUACUGGUGACUUCAUUUGCAUCUGGUGGUCAGAUCUAGUCAGGGUGUAAUUCGGCUAAAUUAAUAGUGCUAAUAGUGCAAAUUCCUAGUGCGUUUUACAGGUGGGGAAUAGAGGGUGAGAAUUUGGGAUUUAAAACUGGCAUUUCAGAAAUGCUGUCACAUUAGAGCUUCAUUUCAGUCCCUUGGGGUGGCCACCAAGUAAACAGCUCAAUUUCCAUCCCUGCUGGAGGUACAGAAUGCAGCAUUCACACUUGCCAACAGAUAAUGUCUCCUGUCUUUGUCGGUGCUUAAUGGCUUUUAGUAGAGUUAAGGCUGAGAAGAAAGAGACUGACUUCCUCUUAUUGGGUAAAAUGGAAACACUGGGGAGACAAUUCCAUUUCAGACAGACCCUUUCCUUCUCAGAUUACUGAUCCACAACCCAGCCAACUCCCUUUCAGCUCAUUCAGGUAACAUGGAAGACAGAGGCCACCCGCUUAGGGGAGAGGAGGGUGGAAGAGCCCGUUGAGCUUUGUGUUUGGGAUUUGUCAGCAGAGAGGAGAUUUGCAUUUCUAAUAAGAGCCCCGUCUGGGUGUGCUUUAGCCCAGUGGCUGCACAUCUCUGUAGCUCUCCAAGUGCUCUCAGUUUGCAGAGCAAGGGAAGAAUCUUCUACAAAAACAAAUAGCUGUGGGAAGAGAGCAGAAAGCACAGCACAGUGGGGUGCCAGGGGCACUUCCUGGGUAUCAAGGAACGUUUAAAAAUGGUAUUACAUCAAGUCACCACAGACACCCUGGCGAAUAUUCCUCGUGUGCCCAUCCCUCACAUGCCCUUUGUCUAUGUAAGAGAAACUCAUUACAUGUUCUACUCUGAGAUUUGGAGAUUUAUUGUUAUUUCUCCAAAAAGAAGUAACGAGGCAUGUCAGUCCCAGCGUGUUUAUACAGCAGAAAACUGGGAAAAGAAAACAAGGUUCAACAAGAGGUGAAUAGUACGAUAAUUAAACAAUUAAAUAAAUAAAUGGUUAAAUACGUGGUAGAAACCUUUCGAUCAUAUAUGAAGUCUACAGUAUUUAGUAAUGUGAUUUUUUUUUUUUUUUUUUUUUGAGACAGAGUUCACUCUGUCACCCAGGCUGGAGUGCAGUGGCUCGAUCUCGGCUCACUGCAACUUCCAUCUCCCAGGUUCAAGCGAUUCAUUCCUGCCUCAGCCUCCCGAGUAGCUGGGACUACAAGCACGUGCCACUACACCCAGCUAAUUUUUGUAUUUUUAGUAGAGACGGGGUUUCACCUGUUGGCCAGGCUGGUCUGGAACUCCUGACCGCAUGAUCUGCCCGCCUUGCCCUCCCAGAGUGCUGGAAUUACAAGCGUGAGCCACCAUGCCUGGCCAAUGUGAUUUUUUUAAAGUGGUAAAUGUUAAAUGAAAAAUGCAGGAUUCAUACUGUAUAUAUAGUUUUUAUUUAAGAAAAACACAUAAUGCAUGAUGAAAUUACAGCAAAAUGUUAACAAAGUUGAGAUCUUUAGAGAUCAAAUCAGAAAUUAUUAUUUUUCUUUCUUUCAUUUCUACAUGUAUUCCAAAGGGUUUUUCGUGUAUGAUUAUAGAAGUUAUAUGUUGGAGCAGGGAACCCCACUAUACCCUCAUUACUUUUUUUUUCCCUUCCUUCUUUUUUUAUCUUGGGCACACACUAGAAUGUGGCAUUGCUCUCUGUGGGCCCAUCCGCACUCCAUUCAGCCAAGUAUUCUAUUGCUAACAGAGAACAGAGCAGGUUGCACAAGCAAUGGACAAAAUCUGAACAUUUCCAACUUCCCUCACCCCAUCAUUCACUCACCCAUGAGUUCAUCUAAACCCUUCUUCCACUUGUUUAUAUUUUUAGCUGGUACAGCCUCUCGGGCCCAGUGACUUCCAUGUGUUUUCCACCCUCGGUGUGAAGUGGCAGAGGCCUGCCCGGCUCGUAUCCUCAGAUGACCUCCUUUGGACUCCAAGGGGUCCUCCCUGUUUUUUACCUUUCCAGCAUUAAGGGAACAAAAUAAGAACCUCAAUGAUAUGUUUGCAAUUAGCAAAGCACACUUAUGGACAUAAUUUUGUAGAACUAUAGAACUUGGUAUUGGAAGAGGCCUUAGGAACAGUUUAGGCCAGUGUUUUCCUAAAAGUCCACAAUACAGGGAGUAUUUCCAGAAAUCACUGCAAGUUGUACAGUCCCCAGGAUAUGGUGGCACGGGGUGGCAUGGGAUCGUGGGGGGUUUGGUUUUGUUUUUGCUUCGGGCUGCAAUUGGAUAACAAUGGUUACCUCGUUUUGUUCAGAAACUCCAGCAGUUAUACAUAUGCCUGGUUAUUUUGUUAAUAGAUAAUUAAUGUAUGAGAGACAGAAUCUUUUAAACUUUGUGUUGUGGAGAAGGUGGACAUUGAUGGGACCCUCUAUUCUGAGCUAGAUCUGUGAGUGGAGAGGUCACUGCCUGAAGGUUGAGAAAUAUAUAUUCUGGCACUUCACUGCCUGAAGGGUGAGAAAAUGGGCUCUGAAGUGGCUCCCUGACCCCAGCAGAAGAGGCUGGUACAUGGGGCCACUGGACUAGAAUCCAGAUUGUCUGACUCUAAGUGCCAGGCUAGCUCCAGGGCACCUAUUCUACCUUUGUUUAAACCAACUUCCUGAGACGUGCUUCCUGCACUAGGAAUAAUUUAGUAGAUUUUGAAUUUGUGCAUGCUCCAAGUGUGGUCUUUCCAGACUGAGUCUUCUGUUUAGAAAAUGAUUAAUUAUUGUAAUUGCCUAAGUCCUUUACUCUUCCCACAGUUACUCUUUCCUAACUGUGGAAAUACAGACUUCCAAGUUUGGUAGAGUGUCGUGGGAAAGAAGGUAGGUUCUGGAAUCAGACACCCUAGGUUCAAAUCCUAGCUCUCCCACUCGCCAGUCCCUGAUCCCAGGUUUAACUUCUCUGUGCAUCAAUUUGCCCAACUGCAAAAUGGGAAUAAUGAUAGUAUCUACCUUAAAGGGCCGUUGUGAAGAUUAACCAUUGUGAUGAGUGCUUGUCAUUACAUUGCAUAGAAAAAGUGCUUUACGUUAAAAGUGGCUUACAUUACACUUGUCAUUACAUUGCACAGAAAAUUCAUUACAAGCACAGAAAGUACUUGUCCCAUGCCUCAUGCUCAGUGCAUACUCAAUAAAUAAGAGUAGUCACCAUCGUCACUGUCAUUGUCAUUACUGUUGGGUUUUCAUGGAAGGACCCUGGCCAGAACAGUGUCAGCUUAAACUUAUUUUGCUUUGCUGGACCUGUGGCCAUUACUUCCUUUUCUGUGUUGUUUGCUUUAUCCUUUAGAGAACAAUUAAACCUCUCCCCAUUGUCAGUACCCAUUUUAAAGAGCAAGACCCUGAAAUCCAGUGUGACUUGCUCAAGGUCACUCAGCUUGUCAGGGCAGAGUGGGAGGAAAAGCCCGAAUCUCCUGUUCACCUGCCAACAGCUCUUUGCACCAUGGUGCCAUGUUUCCUCUGCAUGCCUCCGUUCAUCCUCCACACCCGGAAAACACAGAGAAGCAGGAGAAUCAGCCAGAUACAUGAAAACUCUUGUUUCGAACACUGAGCAUUGACUGUUUACCUGGCCCUUGGUUCUUGUCUUUCUUUCGUUUUAGCAGCAGCAUUACGUACUGCUGCCAGGUGGAGCGUUGCUGGUUCCUGCUUCCCCUUCCUCCCUGCCUGUCUUCCCCUGACACUUCCCUGCAGGAAACCACUAGCCCUAAUGAGAACUCUCAAACGGUGGAGCAGAUGACAAAGGCGCUAGAGGCCUGGGGAUAGCGGGAAGUCAGCCGGUGACUUCCGCCUGGUUUAAAGCCCGUGUCUUUCCUGUAUUCAAUCCAGUGGCGCAUCAUAAGAAUUCCCUGAAGCAUUUAGCCACCUGAAAGGCCUUCUCUAAGGCCUAGAGAUCUCCCUAUCCACCACUUCCUGAGCACACCUUGCAGGUGCCAGACAUUUUGGGGUUGCAAAACCCACCUCCUGCCUCACAGUAGGGAGUCAGGAACAGACCGUGAACUACACAGAGUUCUUGUACAUACAGGGCACUUGGAGGGUCGGGGGUUGGGGGGCAAUCCAGGCAGAGGGGCAGCCUGAGCAGAGAGGCACAGUGUGAGUUCACAUUUAGCAGGCAGCUGAAUGCUUAAUUGUUCUCUGAUUGCUUUGAGGGUGUUUCAGCCCUCCAGCUAGAGAGAGUGGUUCUGGCUAGACAUGGUGAUGAAGCCUCCCUUUCCUCCCAAGCCCCUGCUUUUGUGGAGCUGAUUGACAGCUCGGAAAGCCUCUUCAUGUAUGUGAUUGUAUUUGAGCCGCUAAGCGUCUGUGUGAGAUCAGAUGUUAUCCCCCAUUUUACAGAUGAGGAAACUGAAGCCCUUAGAUGGUAACUCAGUGGCUUAGCUACCCAGUGACAACCUAAACUUGUACUGAGAUAUGAAGUCUCAGUAUGAGAUAUGAAGACUCCAAGUCCUCCCUAGCUCUCUCCCUUAUGGUCAGCUCUGGGGAAAUGUGCGCAGACAUAGUGCUUGACUGUAGAGCCCACUCUUAGAGACACGAAGAAGGAACAAACAAAUGAGCACGAGCUCCUGGGGCACAGUGAGAAGGGCACUGGCUUUGGAAGCGAGACCUAUAGCUCAAGUUCCAGCUCUUCCAGGCAUGAGUUGCAUGGACUUAGGACAGUCAUGUCUCUUUAUGUGGGACUCGGUUUCCCUAGUUGGAAAAUGAGAAGGUUGUAGGAAAUUCAUCUCAUAAAUCUAUAGGCCUGGGAUUGAGAACAUUGGUCUUCAGCACCUUCUUCUCUCAGGGCCCCCAGUCCUACCAGGCCUGCUUCCCCAGCCUACUUCCUACCACAUCCAUCCCUGAGUUCUUUCCAGGAGCAAAUUCUCCCAACAAACUGAACCGCUAGUUCAGUGGGAACAUCAGGGAGCUUGUUAAAAAGCUGACUCCUGGCUGGGCUUGGUGGCUCACGCCUGUAAUCCCAGCACUUUGGGAGGCCUAGGCGGGCAGAUCAGGAGGUCAGGAGAUCGAGACCAUCCUGGCUAACACAGUGAAACCCCAUCUCUACUAAAAACACAAAAAAAUAGCCAGGGGCAUGGUGGCAGGCACCUGUAGUCCCAGCUACUCGGGAGGCUGAGGCAGGAGAAUGGUGUGAACCCGGGAGGCGGAGCUGGCAAGUGAGCCGAGAUUGCACCACUGCACUCCAGCCUGGGUGACAGAGCGAGACUCCAUCUCAAAAAAAAAACAAGCUGUCUCCCGGGGUUCACCCCAGAACCUAAAGCCUCCAAAUCCCUGAGAGUCAAGGCCCAAGACUUUUCUCCCCUGAACACUCCCAGAAGUUCUGAUGAUCAGCCAGAUUUGGCAGUCUUUGCCUGCGCUUUGGGGUUCUCAAACUCAGUGGGCACUGAAUCACCUGGGAGCAUGUGAAAUGGCUGGGCCUCACCCCCAGAAUCUCUGAUUCAACAGGUUGGGGCAGGUGAGGCCCCCAAACCUGCAUUUCUAACAAAUUCCCAGGUGAUGCAGGCGUGACACUUGGAGAACCAUUGCCCCAGCUCAUUUUCUGAGAGCCCAACUAGCAAACCAUCAAAGGAACCUUUACUCGUGGGCCAUGGUUGCAGUGGAGCAUCCCUGACAGCAUGGUAACUUUUUAAACAGAGACCCUCGAAAUGAUUGAGAUAAUUACAGCAACAACUGCUAUUUACUCAGAUCUGUUACAUGCCAGACUCUGUGUUAGAUGUCCUAAAUCAGUAUUUCUCAUUAUUUUACGGAGCUUGGUGAUUCAAAAAUCAAGGAUCAAUGAGAUUAAGUCAUCAUCUAAGAGUAUACUUGUUACAAAUGUGAUCAGGACUUUCUAGAGCAAAACGUGGGCUAUUUUCUUUAGCUCACUAGGCCUCUCCUUGUCAUCCGAGCCAUGAGUGGCUCUAUUAUGGGAAUUUCAAACCAGGUUCAGACAGGGGUCAUUACCCAGGACUUUCUGGUUAGAGGAGCCUUUCAUUAGUUCCCCACAAAUUGUAUCCUACUGGUAGUGGCCUUUGGCCCCCACCGUGAGACAGCACUGCUGAGUGCUCACUUUUAAGGGACCCCUCGUGUAAACAGGGAUUGUUGCAUCUAUAGCAUUCUGAGCCAUUUGGGUGGAAACGGUGAACUGCUGCCGGAUCUGGGGAGACCCCACUUUAGUGGGUUUCUGCCUCGGUUCUGGGCUGGCUGAUGUUCUGUUUGGCUGUAAGGACCUUGGGAAAGAACUGUUGGCACCGGAUCGCAGAGAAUGUUCACCAGCUAGACGUGAAGGAGCUUAUGUCAUGACUGAAACACUUCCAGCUGGUGGGUCUUAGUCAGGGAGCUUCUUUCUCCCUAAUUUCUAAAGAUUUGUCUGGUGUAUAAUAGGAAGCUGAUAGAUUUGUAAAGAAGUAUAAAACACAGUAAUUAGAGAGGAAAUACAGGUGGCUGUGAGAGCUUUUUCUACACUUCGCUUUUUGUUCUCACCCUUCACACACACACACACACACACACACACACACAUCAUGCUUCUGAUUUUCUGCAGUUAAUUUUACAUCCGCAAGGACCUCAGGAAGUCCUUCAAGCCACCUAUGCCUUUCUUGGGGCAUCUCCUACCACGUCUGCCUGUGUUCCUCCCUAUGCAAGGACAAGGAAGCCAGGAGGCGGGAAGGAAAAAGGGAACUGCCCUGCAGGAAUUGAUCUCUUGGGGUGGCCAAAGGCCUCCACGCAGAGCUUGGAGAUGCUCAGAGGCUUCAGAGUGCUAAUUCUUUUGGUUUUGAAAGGGUAGACACAUAGGUCUUAGACAGGCUCCAUCCACACCCUCGAAGGCAGCUGGCAGCUCGGAAGAAUCAGCUGACAUUGCAAUUGGUGUUGAAACUUGACGACGCUAGUCCAGGGUCCACUUAUUAACCAUGCCACCUUCUCUGAGCUUCGCAUUGCGAAUCUGACCUGCUCUUCUCCCAAGAGAGAUUGUGAAGGCAAAAGAGAUCAUGGAUAUAAAAGUAUCCCUGCAGUCUGGGAUCUGGAAAGAACUCUGGGAAUCUAGAGGUUCUGGUUUACUAAUGAGAGAACUGGGGUCCGGAGAGAGGAGGUAACUUGCUGGAGGUCACAGAUGAGUGAAGUGACGAGGGAGGUAGAAGGAGGUCAGGGUGAGGGAAGACUUCUGGGAAUCUUUCUAGACAGAGCACCCCCAUCAGCUUCUAAAACAGAGCACUUUAUGACUACUAUUUCUCACUGAGUCUCUCUCUCUCUUUCUCUCUCUCUCUCUGUGUCUGUCUGUCUGUCUCACACACACACUUUUUGGUUUAAAUAGCAGAAAGGCAAUGACUGCUCUUUACAGGAGAGAAUCACACUCUUUUGCACUGACUGCAAGGAAACCUACUGGGCAUCAUUCAACUUUGCAAGUUAGAACAUAAGACAUGAAGUAGUAAAGGAAAACGCUGAAGAGAAUCUACUGCCCAAACUAGCUUGCAUGUGUGGGGCUUGGUGGCCUUACAGUUGCCUAAUACCCCCUGCCCAACCGUAUCAUCCCUAUGAUUUUCCACAAAUAAACACAUUCCUGGUCUCCCUGUGCCCAAACACACAUAGGGCAGAACCAAAGAACAUGGGCUACAAACACAGACAGACAAAGAGAAUUGGAAUUUUAUUUCUCACCAGCACUGUGACCUUGGGCAAAUUACUUAAUGUCUCUGAACUUCAGCUUCCUCAUCUGGACAAUAAUAAUACUUCCUAAUGUUGUCGUGAGGAUUAGCAAAGGUAAAGCCUAAAAAGUGCUGAAAUACAAGGGUUGGCACAAAGUAAGGUUAAUAAAUGUUAACUGCCGCUAUUGAAAAUGUUGGAGAUGAUAUUGAAGAUCACAUUAUUGUCAUUUUCAUAAGAAAAUUAACUUGUUUAUAAUUUUAAUGAGAUCUCACUAGGCUUCUAACAAUCUGACUGCAUAAUUAAAAUUCUGGUUUUCUACCCAGGAAAGAACUAAUAUUGUCCAGGUUUUAAGCACACUCUAGCUGGGCUGUUAUCUCUGGAAUACUGAGAUGUUGUCACGUGGUCUCCAAUAAUACCUUGUGUAUAUAAAUAUCCUUAUAUCUGAAAAGCAUAUAAAAUUACAAACAAUAAGAUGUACAGAUGAAAUGGAACUAGAAGGCAUGGAAACAAGAGUGUGAACACAAAAGCCCAAUUAUAAGUGGGGUAAAAGUUAAAGGUGCUGCACUUUGCAGUCUACAAAGUGCUUUUUAUGUCCCCACUCCUGGUGGCCCCACAGCCAGCCUAGAAGGUAGACAUUACUCUGCCCAUUUCACAGGUAAGGAAACCGAGUUUCAGCCAAGUGGCAGGACCAGCAUCCGGAGAACAGUGGUAGAUGCUGAGUCAGAAAAGACAGGAAAGAGCCACAACACAUAGGGCCUGGAGGACUUGGUAGAGCAAUUUGGAUUUUGUUUAGGGUUCAGUGGAAAGCCUUCAAAAGUUUAAGCGGGAGAGCGCUGCGACCUGAUCCACAUUUUUAGAUCACUGCCCAGAGUGGAGAAGGCAAAAGUGGAGACAGGGAGGCCACUUGUGAGGCUGCUUUGGAAGUUCCAGUAAGAGAUGAGGGCAGUGCCCGUGGAGGUAAAGUAGACAGAUUCAGAGAUACGUAGAGCAUCUAAAGACAGCCUUACUGAGGAUUGGAUGUAGAUGUUGGCAGAGAGGGGAGGAGGCAUGGUUUCCCUGUGGGUUGCUGGGUGGUUGAUUUAGGACAUCUUCAGGAGGAACCUGUUGGAGGUUGUGGGGAGGGGAGUUAGGGGAUCCUUGCAAACUUGUCAGGUUACAGUGACCUAGGCACGCACUUUUGCAAAGAGUCAGGUUCCCCAAACAUGCGUCCUUCUCUGGCGGAGAGCAGGUCUUAUUCUCUUGCUCCUGGGCAUUGACUAAAUGCUUUCUGUGAACUGAGUGAGCUAGAAUGCUGCCGCUGGCUCUGAGAAGCCCUGUAUUCCUUCUGCCACCAGGGAACCAGGGAGCAAGUAAUGACCCUUCUCAGAAUGUUGGGUCUGAUACAAGAAACAAACAAAAACCCCCGAUGUCCUACCUUCUAAUGUUUCAGACUUUGUGUAUUUUUUUUUUUUUUUUUUUGCCAGUCUCCAUGGGAUCUUUCCUCUGCUCAUGUUUGAAAGUGAUUCUCUUUUUUUUUUAAAUGUUGUUACUCAGGCCUUAAAUAACCUUUGUCCUAUGAUGGCUUCUGAAAGGAUGAAGCCUAAGUUAGUGCAAAAGUAACUGCAGCUUUUGCCAUUGAAAGUAAUGGCAAAACUGCAAUUACUUUUGCACCAACCUAUAGAAUUAUAAGAUCAACACCAACAAUAGGCAUUUGUAGAGUGUCAUUCCGUUAAAAGACCUCUCUUAUAUACAUUCCAUGAUUUUAGCCUCAUGAAAAUCUAAGGUAAGAUAAAUGGUGUGUUUAGCUCUAUUUGAGAGGCCAAGGAACGUAGCAGCCACGAGCAUGUGAACUACAAUAAUAGCAUUAAAACAUUAAAAGAGUUGAGCUGGAUAAGGUACUCAGAACAGGGCCUGCAAUAUGAAUGUUAGCUGAUGUUGUUGUUAUUGCGAUUAGCCUCCAGAUAGAGAAACUGAGGCAUGAUGAGGCUGUGAUGUCCCCACGCUCAGUAGUGGAAUCAAUUUCAAGUUGUGUUCCCAGAUGCCACCCUCAGAAGGAAUCUAUGUUCCAAAGGGACUUACAUUUGCACAGGAAGCCUCCUGCCAGGGCUGGGUCCUUGUGAAAUUCUUCCGUCCUCUGUGUGAGCUUCCCCACCUCUCCCCCAGCCAGAAAUCUCUGCACUUCUCCCGUCAAGUCUGCCUCCCCACUGAGGGGGGUUGAGCCCACUGUCCAGGACCACUCUACCCUGUCCUCCCCGCCCUGCCUCCUGCCCCAGGUGGCCUUCCCUCUGCCUGUCACCUUCCAGUCCUCCACCCAGUGACCUUCUCCAACAGGUUUCUCCAAUUGGGAGCACCCCGGGCCCUGAUGACAGGCACGUCAUGUCAUUGAGUCCAGGUCCCUCCUCAAGGGUGGGUCUUGGCAACAGAGGCCUUGCCUUGUACCUUGUCACUCUCCAUCCCUAUGUGCCAGGCCCAGUGCCAAGCCCAGAGCAGGUGCCCUGACACACUGUACAGCUGGCUUCUAAAAAACAACAAAGGUGGUCAUCACCAGAACCCACCUUCGCACAUGGGGGAUGUGCUCAUGAUGACUGUCCCCUUGGGGAACAUGCCCUUUAUUCCAAAGCUGGCGCCAGGGCCCAGGGCAUCCCAAGUUCCUGGAACGCCUGAGAGUACCUCACCACCAGCACCCAGCACCACACUCUCCUCUCUGGUGUUGACCAGUCUCCGCCCUCUGAAGGUGGCUGCAGUCACGCCUGAGGAACCAGGAGUGUGACUUCCCUUCAGAAACAGUUGAGGGGAGACAGGCAGCACAGGAGGCCCUUAGACAGUAAUGAACCGAGCUUUACUCUUCACAUCAUAGUACAACUCUGAAGAUGGCUCCAAACAUGGCCUUCCAAACUCAUCUUGGACAAGGGCCACAUCACUGAGGUAAAUAAAGGUAGAAAGUCCGCCGCAGGGAGCUCUUUCAAACAAUGGCUCUCCUUUGGUCGGCUCAGUUGAGUGAGCAUGUUUACAUUUUGCCCUCAAAAUAUAUUUUGAGGAAUGAAUGAGUGAGUAUAGCGGUGAAACCUCAUCAUCUCAUAGCCAAAGUGUGGGUUUGAGAGACAGCGAGUGUGUUGUUGCGUCUCUGUGUGUGUGUGCGCCUGAAAGAGAGAAGGGUCUCCGAACCAGAGACGGUCUCUUUUUGGAGGCAGCCCCCAGGCCACAACACCUCUUUUCAGUUGUCACUGAAGAAGGCGAAGAAGGCAGCCAGAGUCAGCCACAACGCUCAUUCCUUUGCUUCUUGCUCUCCCCCAUGGCCUGCAAAUUAGUUUCAGCCCAGUGGCUCCCUCCACUGACCUGAAUUUAAUUAUUUUAUUCUUUAUAAACGGAACACUUCCCCCAUCCCCUAUUCUCAGCCCCCCACCACUCCCCAGAUUAACUGACCACCCCUCAUUAAGGGUUCUGAGAAGUCGGUUUUGUGUGGGAAGACGUUUGGGUCCCAUUCACAGGCCUUGUUUGCAGGUCCCACUGUCCAUCUCUGUUCAAAUAAUGAAGAUUUGACCAGGCAGGGGGUCAGGGAGGAUGUUUUGCCUGGAUUCCCAUAUUUGCUUUUCAUCCAGUAAAAUAUUUUCCCGGGCAUUGGUGGGAGAGGGAAUGGACAAUCGCUGUUUCUUCAGAGAGCAAUUUCUAGUUGGCUGGCAGCGGUUCUGAGGCCGGCAGCGUGCCCUGCCCCUGGCAUUCCUCCGAUCUCGGUCCUCAUGGCCAGGGUGGGGCUGAAGCCAAGAGAUUUUCAGCAUGGGUAUCAUGGAAAGAGGAGGCUGUUUCGGAAUCCAGACUCUACGCAGUCCUGAGUGAUUGUGAUGAGUGCUGAGGUGCCACUGAAACCUGUUUACCGAGGCUGCUACCCACUAGGGUCUCUUCGCGGCUGCUUGCCUGUGAACUAAAACCGCCAGGUUGGAUAGAAUUCUCAGCAAAGCCCUGAAUCCACUGGUGGCUACCAAGAAACAUGGGAUGGCCAGGCAGGGACCUUUCUGGGUUUUUCAAGGUGGGAAGGUGAGAAUCGAUAGUGGGGUGGGCCUCUGGCCUCCCUGUUGGAGGCCCAAGAGAGCCUGGCACUGCCAUUCACCAGCUCUGUUCCUUGUGGCUCUGAGUCUCCGUUUCCCCAUUGGAGAUGUGAAGUUGAUGCUGCCUACCUGUGGGUGAGUGGCUCCGGAGCUAGACAUUCCCAGCUCUGCUACUCACUUGCUGUGUGGCUUUGGGCAAGUUGCUUACCUCUCUAUGCCUGGUCUUCCUCAUUGUAUUAGUUUCCUGGGGUUGCUGGGACAAAUUAGUACAAACUGGGUGGGUUAAAGCAAUAGAAAUUUAUUCUGUCACAGUUCUGGAGGCUGAGAGUCUGGAAUCAAGUGCAUGCAAAGCCCUAUUCCCUCUGAAGGCUCUAGGGAACAUCUUUUUUUUGCCUCUUCUGGCUUCGGGUGCUGCUGGCAUUCCUUGUGGCUGCAUUUCUCCCAUCUCUGCCUCUGUCUUCACGUCACCUUCUCCUGUUCUGUGGUUUCUCCUCUGGAUGUCUCAGGUGGACACUUGCCAUUGGAUUUAGGGCCCAUCAGGAUAAUCCAAGAUGAUCUUAUCUUGAGAUCCUUAACUUAAUUACAUCUACAAAGAUUCUUUUCAAAUAAGCUCGCAUUCAUGGGUUCUGAGGACUAGGACAUGGACAUAUCCUUUGGGGAGCCACGAUCAACCCAUUACACUCAUCUAUCAAAUGAGGAUGAUAUCGGUGCCUACCAUGUUAUGGAGUUUACAUGAGCUAAUGUGUCUCAUGCCCCGCACAGAGCAAACGUUUGUUCUUUUCAUAAUCUGUACUGAGCCACAAUUUUAUAAUUACUACGAUCAUCAUCACCAUCAUCAUAGCCAACUUUCAUUGAGAGGCUUCCCAAACUUAACACGUCUAAAAUUAACUCUUGACUCUUUCCCAGUCUUCAAUAGCUCAGUAAAUAGUACCUCUAUUAACCCCAAUGCACAGGCCAACAUCCUGCAAAUUAUCCACAUUUCUUCUUUUUCUCUCACACUUCAUUCCAUCCAUAAAUCUUGGCUGUUCUGUCUCCAAAAUAGAUCUCCAACCCAACCACAUCCUCGCAAGAGCCCCGUGUCGCACCCCCCCUCAGGUGCCCUUCAUGUUUUGAUGGGUGUGAGUGACGCUCCUGGAUUUAUAUAGGACACACGUGAGCAGCUACGUCAGUGAUGCUGCUUCUCACUGCCUCUACCACUGUCCCCCAUUCAAGACACCACUACCGGCCGGGCGCAGUGGCUCAUGCCUGUAAUCCCAGCACUUUAGGAGGCCAAGACGGGCAGAUCACCUGAGGUCAGGAGUUCGAGACCAGCCUGGCCAACAUGGCGAAACCCUGUAUCUAUGAAAAGUACAAAAAAAUUAGCCAGGCAUGGUGGUGCACACCUGUAAUCCCAGCUACUCGGGAGGCUGAGGCAGAAGAAUCGCUUGAGCCUAGGAGGCAGAGGUUGCAGUGAGCCGAGAUUGCACCACUGCACUCCAGCCUGGGCAAGAAAGCGAGACUCUGUCUCAAAAAAAAAAAAAAAAAAAUGCCACCACUACCUCCCACAUGGAUCACUGCAGUAGCUGUUGGCUGUCCUCUCACCUUCAUCUCUUGCCCCCCAACACCCCCUCAUGUCCUGCACAUACCCGUGACUGUCUACUCUCCUUGGAGCUACUUUUUAAAAACAUGGGUCAGAUUUUGUUUCUCCUCUGCCCCAGGCCUCCACUCAUUCCCCUAUCUCACUCAGAGCAAAAGCCAAGUCCUCCCAGUAGCCCCUGAGGCCCCACAUCCUCACCUGCCCCUCUGUCACUGUGCUGCAGCCCCUGGACCUGGGGCUCGCCCUGGGACACAGGCCACCUGUUUUGGCAUUUGCGCUGGCUGUGUUCUCAGCCUAGAACACUCUUUUCCCAGCUAUCAUUGUGGUCUUCUCCCUCACUGCACUAGCUGCUCACAUGUUUCGCAUGGAACUCCAAGGGUGCCAUUCACACCCACCAAAACGUGAAGGAUGCCUGGGGGGUGCGAGACGGGGGUCCUGGAAGGCUGUGAUUAGGCUGGAGAUCUAUUUUGCAGACAGAACGGCCAAGAUUUAUGGAUAAAAUGAAGUGUGAGAGAAAAAGAAGAAAGGUGGAUAAUUUGUAGGAUGUUGGCCUGUUCAUUGGGGUUAACAGAGGUACUAUUUACUAAGCUGUGGAAAACUGGGAAAGAGUCAAGAGUUAAUUUUAGACGUGUUAAGUUUGGGAAGUCUCUCAAUGAAAGUUGGCUAUGAUGAUGGUGAUGAUGACUGUGGUGAUUAUGAAGCUGUGGUCCUGCUUAAAAGAUACCCCCUGCAGGAGGCCCUUCCCUGACAAUCAUAGCUCAAACAGCACCCCAUCAAUCUCCAUCCCUUUAUUCUGGUUUUUCUUCAAAACAUUUAGUGCAAGGUCAGAUUGUCUGCUUUCCCCAUUACACCCAAGCUCCAUGAGGUGAAGGACUUUGUUUUGAUUCCUCCAGGAUCCUCAGUACCUGGCACAUGUGAGCCACAUCAUCAACAUUUCCUGGAUGAGGGCAUUAUUCUGGGCCAGGAACUGGCUUUGUAUGCAUGACCUCAUAUCUCCCAGCAGCCUAUGAGGUCUGGAUGUACCGACUGCUUUUGGAAUAAAAAGAUUCCCAGGAUGUGAGCAACACGGGACCGAUAUGAUGCUUCCUGGUGUGUUUAGUGGUUGGUGCCAUUCCAAUUUUCUGUGCUGAAAUCAUUCUGAAAACUCAAACAGUAGACUUCAGCACACAAGGAAAGCCAAAGCCAUUUGAGGGGGAAUAAAGCCAAAAGCCUUUCACCUUAUUCGUUCCAAGAAUCUCACCGCCCCCUCCUUAUCCCCCUCCAAAAAUAAGCCAUUGCACACAGACAGGCAGCAUGGCUAGCAAACGAAAAUCUACAACUCCAUGCAUGGUUCGGACAUCACAAGUAGUAGAACAAGAUGUGCCCGAGGAAGUAGACAGGGCCAAAGAGAAAGGAAUCGGCACACCACAGCCUGACGUGGCCAAGGACAGUUGGGCAGCAGAACUUGAAAACUCUUCCAAAGAAAACGAAGUGAUAGAGGUGAAAUCUAUGGGGGAAAGCCAGUCCAAAAAACUCCAAGGUGGUUAUGAGUGCAAAUACUGCCCCUACUCCACGCAAAACCUGAACGAGUUCACGGAGCAUGUCGACAUGCAGCAUCCCAACGUGAUUCUCAACCCCCUCUACGUGUGUGCAGAAUGUAACUUCACAACCAAAAAGUACGACUCCCUAUCCGACCACAACUCCAAGUUCCAUCCCGGGGAGGCCAACUUCAAGCUGAAGUUAAUUAAACGCAAUAAUCAAACUGUCUUGGAACAGUCCAUCGAAACCACCAACCAUGUCGUGUCCAUCACCACCAGUGGCCCUGGAACUGGUGACAGUGAUUCUGGGAUCUCGGUGAGUAAAACCCCCAUCAUGAAGCCUGGAAAACCAAAAGCGGAUGCCAAGAAGGUGCCCAAGAAGCCCGAGGAGAUCACCCCCGAGAACCACGUGGAAGGGACCGCCCGCCUGGUGACAGACACAGCUGAGAUCCUCUCGAGACUCGGCGGGGUGGAGCUCCUCCAAGACACAUUAGGACACGUCAUGCCUUCUGUACAGCUGCCACCAAAUAUCAACCUUGUGCCCAAGGUCCCUGUCCCACUAAAUACUACCAAAUACAACUCUGCCCUGGAUACAAAUGCCACGAUGAUCAACUCUUUCAACAAGUUUCCUUACCCGACCCAGGCUGAGUUGUCCUGGCUGACAGCUGCCUCCAAACACCCAGAGGAGCACAUCAGAAUCUGGUUUGCCACCCAGCGCUUAAAGCAUGGCAUCAGCUGGUCCCCAGAAGAGGUGGAGGAGGCCCGGAAGAAGAUGUUCAACGGCACCAUCCAGUCAGUACCCCCGACCAUCACUGUGCUGCCCGCCCAGUUGGCCCCCACAAAGGUGACGCAGCCCAUCCUCCAGACGGCUCUACCGUGCCAGAUCCUCGGCCAGACUAGCCUGGUGCUGACUCAGGUGACCAGCGGGUCAACAACCGUCUCUUGCUCCCCCAUCACACUUGCCGUGGCAGGAGUCACCAACCAUGGCCAGAAGAGACCCUUGGUGACUCCCCAAGCUGCCCCCGAACCCAAGCGUCCACACAUCGCUCAGGUGCCAGAGCCCCCACCCAAGGUGGCCAACCCCCCGCUCACACCAGCCAGUGACCGCAAGAAGACAAAGGAGCAGAUAGCACAUCUCAAGGCCAGCUUUCUCCAGAGCCAGUUCCCUGACGAUGCCGAGGUUUACCGGCUCAUCGAGGUGACUGGCCUUGCCAGGAGCGAGAUCAAGAAGUGGUUCAGUGACCACCGAUAUCGGUGUCAAAGGGGCAUCGUCCACAUCACCAGCGAAUCCCUUGCCAAAGACCAGUUGGCCAUCGCGGCCUCCCGACACGGUCGCACGUAUCAUGCGUACCCAGACUUUGCCCCCCAGAAGUUCAAAGAGAAAACACAGGGUCAGGUUAAAAUCUUGGAAGACAGCUUUUUGAAAAGUUCUUUUCCUACCCAAGCAGAACUGGAUCGGCUAAGGGUGGAGACCAAGCUGAGCAGGAGAGAGAUCGACUCCUGGUUCUCGGAGAGGCGGAAGCUUCGAGACAGCAUGGAACAAGCUGUCUUGGAUUCCAUGGGGUCUGGCAAAAAAGGCCAAGAUGUGGGAGCCCCCAAUGGUGCUCUGUCUCGACUCGACCAGCUCUCCGGUGCCCAGUUAACAAGUUCUCUGCCCAGCCCUUCGCCAGCAAUUGCAAAAAGUCAAGAACAGGUUCAUCUCCUGAGGAGCACGUUUGCAAGAACCCAGUGGCCUACUCCCCAGGAGUACGACCAGUUAGCGGCCAAGACUGGCCUGGUCCGAACUGAGAUUGUGCGUUGGUUCAAGGAGAACAGAUGCUUGCUGAAAACGGGAACCGUGAAGUGGAUGGAGCAGUACCAGCACCAGCCCAUGGCAGAUGAUCACGGCUACGAUGCCGUAGCAAGGAAAGCAACAAAACCCAUGGCCGAGAGCCCAAAGAACGGGGGUGAUGUGGUUCCACAAUAUUACAAGGACCCCAAAAAGCUCUGCGAAGAGGACUUGGAGAAGUUGGUGACCAGGGUAAAAGUAGGCAGCGAGCCAGCAAAAGACUGUUUGCCAGCAAAGCCCUCAGAGGCCACCUCAGACCGGUCAGAGGGCAGCAGCCGGGACGGCCAGGGUAGCGACGAGAACGAGGAGUCGAGCGUUGUGGAUUACGUGGAGGUGACGGUCGGGGAGGAGGAUGCGAUCUCAGAUAGAUCAGAUAGCUGGAGUCAGGCUGCGGCAGAAGGUGUGUCGGAACUGGCUGAAUCAGACUCCGACUGCGUCCCUGCAGAGGCUGGCCAGGCCUAGACAGGGAAGUCUGUUAGAACUGCUGUGCUGAUCAACGGGACGCUCCGUCUUUGAAGAAAGAAGAGAUGGUCUCUCCCCAGCCAUGGGCCACCCUUGCCAGUGACUCCAAGUGGAACUACUUAGCUCGCGUGUGCCUGGAGGGUGCGGGAAGUCCAGCGACUCUCAGACGCACCUCCCAGAGGACCGGUGGGAAUUGUUCAUAGUGCCAAAGUCCUACUACUGCGUUUUCAAUGGGUCCUUGUACAUAGUUUGCUCCUCUGCCCUAGCCCUCACCUCUUGCUAUACUGGAACCGAUUUGUACAAUGUGGGAAUUUUGUUACCUUUUUAAUCAAGGGCAACUUCCUUUUCCAGCACUACCAUUGUAAGGUUUUUUUCAGGAGGGAGGGCUAACCACCUUGCUUUUCUCUUUUCUCUUUUUCUUUUUUUUAUUUUUGUUUUAUUAAUUUGGGGAAAGGGGUGUUAGCAUUAGUGCCAUGAUAUCUACUGGAUUUUAAGUAGGGAGACUUUAUUUUUAAAGGUAGGUUGAAAUUUGGGAGAUUUCUCGGCAGGAAGGGCUGAAAUCCAGGCCCCUGUCUCAACUUGGAGAGAGGUGACAGACGGCAGAUCUUCCAAAUCAAAUUCCUUUCCAGUUCUUCCCCUGGCUGCCUUUUUGGGGGUCCCUGCCUUAGCCCCACACAAGGCUUUCUGAACUGCCAAGAGGGGAUCUGGCUUCUCAACUGCUCGGCCUCUUGGGCCAGGCUGUGCCCAGCCAGCCCUGGGAGAACUGGGUAGCAGGUGGCUGACUUCUUUAAGCACCUUUCUAAAUACCAGCAGAAGAGGCUCCCGCCUCUGUUAGCAUGAUCAGUACUAUUGUGACAUUAAAACAACAACAAUAAGAUCUUCCUAUCUGGAGGGUACAGAGGUGAAUGGCUUUGGUUUUCAUUUCUCUUCUUCACUGCCUUUUCUCGGUGUGGUAUUUGACAAGAUUUUAGCUCAAAGCCUCACCAUGAAUUGAUUUUUUUUGUUUGUGUGUGUGUUUGUUUUGGGACAAUUUUAGAUACCUGAGUGCACUUUUUCAGUUAGUCCUAACUUUUAAAAGAAGGAAAACCAAGAGACAUAUCUGGUGUACGUGUUGCAGUAUGAACUCUGGUUGCAAUCCCUCCCCGUCCCACACUGCCCCCCAUUUGAGUACACCGCACAAGUCAAACGCUAGGAAGUUUGAAUAAAACCAAUUUUUCUAACUUGUUGCUCAUUUGUUGUAACUCAAUAAAGCAAAGACUAAACAUUUUUAUAA